This is a messenger RNA of Durio zibethinus, 1114 nucleotides long. NCBI's taxonomy places the organism in Eukaryota, Viridiplantae, Streptophyta, Magnoliopsida, Malvales, Malvaceae. The record is from RefSeq and is a predicted model, not a curated record.
AUGGAGUCGAUGGCAUCGCCGCCUCCGUUGUUAGUUGGCAUAAUGGGAGGAGUUAUUACCGCCUCCGAAAAUAACAUCACUGAACGCUCGCAUUCUUCGUCCAUUAAGAAUGUCAAGCCGAGUAUAAUAAUAAUAAUUUUGAUCCUUUCCGCAACCGUGAUUGUUUCCGUCUCUCUUUGUCUCCUCCUUCGCCACCUCAACCGCCGUUGCUUGCGUCACUUCUCUCGUUCAUCUACUUCCACUAUAACCGCCGCUGCCAGCCACCGUGUUAGUCCCGAAAGAUCGCUUACGGCUUCGUUGCUUGACACUCUUCCUCUUUUUACCUUCUCUUCCAUUACUCGCCACUCCAACAACGAUUCAACGGUUUCCGGAGAUUGCGCGGUUUGUUUGUCAAAAUUUGAGCCGCAGGAUCAACUCAGGCUUCUUCCUCUCUGUUGUCACGCCUUCCACUCUCAUUGCAUUGAUACUUGGCUCACUUCAAACCAAACUUGUCCUUUAUGUCGCUCUCCGCUCCUCGCUUCUGAGGCCGAUCUUAUGAAGAUUUUGCUUCAGUCUUCUAACGCAGCCGGUGCCAUUGGAAGUGGCGGAAGCGAUAGUUUCAGGCUCGAGAUUGGCUCUAUCAGUCGUCGGCAACCAGGCUCCGACUCCGGUGAGCAGAGAAUGGCUUAUUCCAUUGGCUCUUUCGAUUACAUCGUCGAGGAAGAAUCAGAGGUGAAUAGUAAUCAAACGCAAUGGAGAAACGUGUCGGAUAAGGAAGAGGUUGGAGGAGCUGAGGCAGCUUCGGAAGCGAGCCUCGCUGCAGAGGUUGCUACUGGAAGGGGUUGGCUUAAGGAAUACGUGGAUAGGCUCUCAUCUUCGUUAUCGUCUCGUGCGUUGUCGUUUCGUAGCUCAGGAAGGUUCUUUACGGGGAGCAGUCGCCGAAGCGAAAUCUCCGGCGCCGCUGGAGAUUAUGACGUGGAAGCCAAUCGAAUCGGCGAAGAGAUCAGCGAAAUGUUUCGUUGGUUCUCAGGGGUAUGAAUGGUAAAUAGGGGUUCAAAAUAGGGGUAUUUCUGCAUUUUUGGCUUUUUAGUUCAAUUAGUUCACUCUAUUUUUUGCUCAUUCCACUCCAUAGGCG